Molecule: messenger RNA, 1503 nt
Organism: Salvelinus sp. IW2-2015
Lineage: Eukaryota; Metazoa; Chordata; Actinopteri; Salmoniformes; Salmonidae
Product: pro-neuregulin-3, membrane-bound isoform-like
Biological process (GO): nervous system development; intracellular signal transduction; animal organ development
Molecular function (GO): chemorepellent activity
Source: RefSeq, a predicted model, not a curated record
ACUUGGGCAUUGAGUUUAUGGAGAGCAAGGAGGUGUACAAGAGACAAGUGCUGUCAAUCACCUGCAUCACCAUGGGGAUCAGUGUUCUGGGCAUUCUCUGUAUGGCUCUCUACUGUCGGAACAAGAGACGCAGAGAAAAACUCCAGGCCCACUUGAAAGAGAGUCGCAGCCUCAAAAACUACAGCGGCAACGCCUCUGCUUUGCAGUCCAAAUCGAGCCAGAGGCCUGACACGGGCCUGCAGCUSCAGAAUUAUUGUAAGAGGUCCUCCCAGCCACAUGAGGGAGCUGUUUGCAAGUCCAGCUUUUCCCAGUGCAACGCCACUCCUACCAACGACUCCAGAGGUCCAGGCACAGGAAAACAUUACAGAAGCAGCUCCCUGUCUCAUAGUCCAGACCAGAUAAGUAAAGCCACCCAUUGGUCAGUACCUCGUAAAACACCGCCCAUACCCAGAGGAAGACGAAAUCCAAUUGGAGGAUCCAAACAUUCUGGCACCGCCUACCAACACCUCCAUGAAUUGGAGUCGUCUGAGAGGGAGGUUGAAUUGUUGAAAGGGUACCAGAUUGUGAGGGCUGGGAGCGACCCGCGACAGGAUGCCUUUCUAAAUAUGCAACCCCCCAUGUUGAUUGAGCGGUCAUGGGAGAGCAGGGUGGAGGUGCGCUGCAGUCUUCUGGACCAGGGCCAGGACCAUGAUAUCUCCACUUCUACCAGGAACCUCAGGUGCCCCAGACAUCCCAGCCUCUCAUCACCUCCUCCAUUUCAGACCUGCUCCAUCCCCAUCAUCCCCUCGGUCCAGGGCAACCAGGAGGAGGUCUCCUGUUUGCAAACGGCCACCACAGGCUCAGCCACCUGCAGCGCCACGCCCGGUAUAGAAGUAGGAGGAGGAUGCUCCCUCAUCACGCUGCACCACACCUCCACCUCCUGCUCCUCCUCUACUGGGGGCCAGCAGCAGGAUGAGAUGGCCCUUAUCCUGGAGGAGGCCCAGGAGCAUCUCAGGGCUCUGACUCUGGCCAACAGGAAGCAGGAAGAAAGCUGCGGCUUUUCCCCUUCACCGCCCAGAGAGACUGUGUGCUUCCUGACACUCAAUGGCGGAGGAGUGAGGGGUUUGAGCCCUAAUGGACCUAUUGAGACCCAGUUACUGAGCCCUAGAGAACCCCACACAGACUCAACUCAGCCCUGCCAAUGAGACUGUAUAAGCCCUAACGUCCUGUCUGGAUCUACAGUAAAACCACCCUGGUGUCUUGAAAUCCAGACUGCAGAGACUUCUUUAUCAGAGGGAUGAGAUGAAACUCAAUAGAGAAAAAAUAUAAUGAAAAAAAACAAUGUGCAUACUGUAUGGAAGAAUGAACAGAGGUAUGGUCUAUGAAGUUAUGAAGAUAGCAAUUAUGUAUAUGCAUUUAUUUAAUGCUUCUUCUUAGACAAAAUAAACCAAAUAGUCUGUCAUCUCCAUGGUGUUUUUAAUUGUAAAAAAUAUAUAUACAGUUGAAGUCAGAAGUUUACAUAUA